Messenger RNA from Babesia sp. Xinjiang, 3735 nucleotides. RefSeq lists its product as uncharacterized. The record is from RefSeq and is a predicted model, not a curated record. NCBI's taxonomy places the organism in Eukaryota, Apicomplexa, Aconoidasida, Piroplasmida, Babesiidae. The transcript is spliced from 2 exons. Gene Ontology annotation, biological process: regulation of mitochondrial mRNA stability; mitochondrial RNA processing. Gene Ontology annotation, molecular function: RNA binding. Gene Ontology annotation, cellular component: mitochondrial matrix; ribonucleoprotein granule. Bases 1 to 3735 code for a protein of 1244 amino acids.
AUGUUCCAAACCCUUACCGCAGAAGGUAUUGAUGUUGAACGCAUGGAAACAUAUGAAGUAGAGGACUUUACAAAGUGGAUACUGAUGAGAAAGAAAUAUGGCACUAGUAAGAUGCACGUACAACGGGUUCAACAAAGGCUCAUACAUUCCGCUGCUAAAGGACAGUCACCAAUUUGGGGUGUCAUACUCAGGUUACAGAAUAAAAUACAACCUGGAAAAUAUGGAAUAAUUAACCGCCAUAUCCGCAGGACACUUGCUAAUGGCACUAAUAAAAGUGAUGAGUAUAAACAUGGAAUUGAUAUACAUGAUGAAUUUUUGAACAAAUGUAAUGAAAAUAUAACAGAAAACUCAACACAGAAACACUAUACUUCCCUAAGGUCAGAAAAAACAACUAAUAAGUCUAGAUUUAACCAAGGGGAAAUACAUGAAGCUGAUAUGUAUUCCGCUAAACCUGUAUGGCAGCAACUGAAUGAGCUUGAAAAUAAAUGGAAUAUGAAUUUCAGAAAAAAAGGACGCAUAGAAUCACAACGGGCUAUUUCAAAAGCUAAAAAAUGCAUAGAAUCACUUGAUGCUAUCGAAGCAAACCAAUCUAAACUCGUAAACCUUGAUAGCUUUAGACAGGUUCUAACGGGCAACAGUAACACAGAAAUAGGAAAUAACAACCAAAAUAUGGAUAACAUACCAAAUGAAAAUACAACACUGCCUGUGCAUAAAGGCGAUGGUCACAAAAAUGUCCCUGUGCAUAUUGGUAAAGGAUCACAAACAAAGCAACAAACAUCGGCACGAUGGAUGGUAAAAGAUAAAGCAUCCACACCAUCAGCGGAGUAUCUAGUCAACGACCUACACCUACCAGGAGAUGCAUAUUAUGAGGCAGUAUCACUUGACACUGAUGUGGCGAACCAUAACACAAUUAAUAGAGAAGAACUUAAACUUUUACCUGAUGAUGAUAAAAUGCGUGAAAAAGUGGCACCAUCCCUACUCAUGGGACGGUUACUCAAUAAUUCGGAACAGGCAGUUUUGAAAGGCAUAUUAUCAAAUCAACCCGAAGGCGUUAUCGAUGCGGCAUCACCAGCCGCCGUCAUACAAGCAGAAACUAAAUUAGAACCGGAAACAUGGUUGAAUAUGAACCCUGCACAUAUAGUAAUACAACAAGCUAUAUUAAAGUGCCGUUCAUCUUCACAAGUAAUACUGGCAAUCAAUGAUAAAAUAGAACAGAUGAACGCUGUCAAUGCAUCAACCGCCUUACACAGACUCGCAAGACAUACAAACUCAUACUCCAGGUAUACAUUGACAAGUAAUGAAACGUUUUCAAGAUUGCUUGGAGCAAUAGAGAGGAACAUGGCUGACCUGGAUUCUCAGGGAUUAACAAAUGUAUUAUGGUCAUUGGUACGAUUACGUGUACAACCAAGGUGGAUAGACCUACUACUCGCUAAUAUACAAUCACAUGUUUCAGAUUUGACGCCCAGCGAAAUUGCUAGCAGCCUUUUUGCACUAUCAAAACUCACUGUCAAAAGUUCAGUCAGUGUGGACCUGCGUGAUACACUCAUUGGCCUAGCUCAGGAGAAGGUCCAACUGUUUAAACGACCACUGGAUAUCACAUGUAUCGCCACAGCACUUGCAAGGUUAAAUGUAAGAAACCCGGUAAUGUUCGGACGCAUCAGCAGCGCAGUCUUAACAUCAAUCGAUGAGUUUAACCUGCAGCAGCUAUGUGGGAUCGCAUGGGCAUUCGCAUCGUUGGGGUUCACUGAUCGAGCUUUAUUCGCCCGUAUUAGACGCGUGAUAGAGGAAAAUGCAAAUGCAACCAGUAUGCGGGAUGUUGUACAUCUCGCUUGGGCAUUGUCAAAAGUAAGAGAAGCUGAUAGUGAACUAUUUCUAUGCACAAUUUCGCCACUAGUACGCUCACACGUAGCACAUUUAACCUGUCGUGAUAUAUCAACAGUGGCAUGGGCGUUCGUAAAUGCAGAUAUUGAGGAUCCAGACCUUUUUGAAGAUCUCGCGGCGGCGCUACAACAUCAUGUUGAUGAAAUGAGUACCCAUGAUCUAGCUGCUGCGGUAGCUGCGUUCGCGCAUAUGGAAGAGUCACACAAGCCACUUUUCAAAAAGAUGAGGAACAGGGCCUAUCUGUUGGCUAACGAGUUCACACCGUUGCAACUCGCAAAAGUAGUAAGAGGGUUCGCAUACGUUGCCGAUGAACGGUUCUACACCCAAUUGUGCAAAGCUAUAGAGGCAAAGGUACACCUUAUGAUGCCUGAAAAUGUUGUGGAAAUCCUAAUGGGAUUAACAGAAGCAGGGACGGUACCAGUACAGUUACUCAAGAAACUAUUGACAGUAGUCGCAACCGGAGCUCACAAAAUGUACGCUGAAGAUUGCCUGUUGCUACUACAAAUGACAAUCCGGAUACGCAAGGAAUGUGAAGAUAGAAGUAUUCUACCCACACUCGAUAAACUAGCCUACGCACUAGUGGAACAGAUAGAAAAAAGAGUAGGUAGAUGGAGGUGUUAUAGCCUCUCGAAUAUGACCACUCUAUUCCAAUGCCUUAGUGAUAUGGGAAUUGGUGGCUCCAAAGGUGACUCAACAGUACGCAUACUCUCACGGAACCUCACAUCAUGUCUAAAUAGACUAUCAUCAGCAAAGCUACCUUCGGAAGAACGCAAUAUUAUAUUUGCCGAGUUCAUCAAUGCUACAGCUAAACUACCUCCACGAAAGUUAGCAAUGCUGGUAACUGAGCUCUCCAAGAGUCCUGAGUUUAUGACUGCUAUGCAUAACUGCGUAGCUGCGCUACGCAACGGCAGUUUCCUGCAGGAGGGCACACAUAUAUCACUCGUGGAUGCCGCAUAUUCAUUAGUACGUAUAGGGUACCUUGAUGAUGCAGUUUUGGCACUCUGUGACGAUAUUGUAACGGCAUAUUCGGAGUCAAACAUAGAUUUCAACGACGAACAUGCACUAGACCAGAUAUCCAAAGCAAUAUGGCUGAUGACGGAAUCAAAUCAACAUUUACCAUGGGUAAGAGGUAGACUUAGUGCAGCGUGCGAUGCACAGCCACCAUCUAAACCGAGCGAAGCUUUGAUAAGACUCAUGUGGGCAUGUGUAGUCUUGGGAGAAGAUAGUCUACUCAUGAUCAUGUUACCGAGGUUCGUAACCUUAUUCGACAGUCUGGCGGAGGAUAUGCUUUCUGCACAACAAAUCGCAUUACACGUCCUUAAUUGUCUACCAGUAAGCGUGGAGGGCCAAGAAAACAAUACAACCGAAUUAACUACCCAUUCCAUGGAUACUGAACGCUACAAGAUACCAACAGAGGUACACUCCACACUGGUAGAUUGGUUGGAAUACCAACGUGAUGACCUGUAUACGCUUACACCAGGGUCACGGAAAAAAAGAGCACUCGAGUUGGAUUAUGAUGCACUGCUUUCAGAAAGCUUGAUUGCAAUGAAAAUACCACACAAGACGGUACAUACAGUGGCAAAUGUAUAUCGUGUAAGCGUAUCAUUCCCGGUGGAGAAUCACGUUCUAGAUGUUCUCAACUUCACAGAUUGUUUCGUCCCACAUGGACAGCCACGCUCUCGAGCACUUUUACGACAACGACAGCUCAAAUUAUUGGGGUAUGGAGUCGCAUCGAUACCACUGGGACGAAUCUACGCAGCAAAACGAAAUGGCUCGUGUAAACAACUUGUGGCGGAAGCGAUAUCUGGCUUCUGUGACGCCGCUAUGGACUAUCUACCACCGACUUCAAACUGA